AUGGCCCGGGCCCGCGGGCCGCUCCCAGCGCGGCGGAUCCGGAGGAGCCGAGAGCUAGACAAGCCGGUGCAGUAUGCUGGGCCCUGGGCGCACGAGGUGCCGGUGCAGAUGUUUGGUGGUGUUCCGCUGCUGUUGCUGCUCCUGCUUUUGCUGGCGCGCCCCCCGCCCGCAGCCGGCGACCGCAGGACGAGCGACGGGUGGCUCGUGUCCGAGCUCUUCUCACAGACUCCGCAGCGGCUGUCCUUCUACAGCUGGUACGGCAGCGCCAGGGUCUUCCGCUUCCGCGUGCCCCCGGACACCGUCCUGCUGCGAUGGCUGCUGCAAGUGUCCCGGGGCAGCGGCCCCUCGUGCUCCGACGUGGAGAUCACCGUGCACUUCCGCUAUGGCGCCCCUCCGGUCAUCAACCCCCUGGACGCCAGGUUCCCCGACAACACCUCAGUGGCGCCCUCCUUCCACGUGCGGAUGCUGCUGAGUUCGAUGCUUCAGAGUAACACCUCUGUCAACGUCUCCCACCCGGCACCUGGGGACUGGUUUGUGGCUGCCCACCUGCCCCCUUCACCCCAGAAGAUCCAGAUGAAGGGUUUCGUUCCCUCCUGCGCCUACAUCUUCCAGCCGGACAUGCUGGUCCUCCGGGUGGCUGAGGUCUCGGUCCUGGAGCCCAACGUGCCCCUCCCACAGACCCUCUUUCUCUCACGCCCCAGCUACCUCAAGGUCUUCAUCCCUGAAUUCACGAGGGAGGUGCUGCUAGAGCUGCAGGGCUGUGUGUCCAACGGGAGCCAGUCCUGCCCUGUGCGCCUGACUGUGGGCUCGGUCACUCUGCCCCGUGACUUCCGGAGAGUGCUCAGCUGCGCUGGCCACCCCCAGCCCUGCCGCCUGUUGCUGCGCUCCCCGCCCUGGGACCGGUGGCUGCAGGUGACCGCCGAGAGCCUGGCGGGGCGCCGUGCCCCAGUGGCCUUCCGCACCGUGGCCACCCUCACAGCCUGCAGGCCGUGGACCGUGAGCGCCCAGCACCUCCUGCAGGGCACCCCCAACCAGAGCCGCAAUGCCUCCCAUGGCCCCCAGGACCCUGUCCAUGGCAGUGGGACAGCAGCCGGCCCUUCCUGUCUCAUGAGCUACCCCAUUCUGCGGGAGGAUGUGGACGUGGUGUCCGUGCGCUUCCGGCCCCUGGACAGGGUUUGGGUGCUCGUGCAGCCUGACAUGCCCUCCCUGCUGCGGCUGUUCCUCAACACGGGCAUGGACAGUGGGGGCUCCCUCACCAUCUCCCUGCAGGCUAACCAGACCAUAGUGAAGAACAGCACCCUGGUGGUGGCCUGUGUGAAUGCUGCCUCCCCCUUCCUCAGCUUUAACACGUCACACAACUGUACCACAGCUUUCUUCCAGGGCCACCCACUGACCCUGAGCACUACAUCCCAGCAGGCCAGCCUCAUCAUCCCCUUCCCAGAGACAGACAACUGGUACCUCUCGAUGCAGCUUGUGUGCCCCGAGAACCCUGGGGAGUGUGAGCAGGCCGCAGUGCACGUGGAGACCACCCUGUACCUGGUGCCCUGUGUGAAUGACUGUGGGACCUACGGCCAGUGCCUCCUGCUGCGGAGACACGGCUACCUGUAUGCAGGCUGCAGCUGCAAGGCCGGCUGGCGCGGCUGGAGCUGCACAGACAACAGCACGGCCCAGACGCUGGCCCAGCAGACGCUGGCCGUGCUGCUGCUCACCCUGAGCAACCUGGCUUUCCUGGCCCCCAUCACCGUGUCCGUCCAGCGCACCUUCUUGGUGGAGGCUUCUGUGUAUGCCUACACCAUGUUCUUCUCCACGUUCUACCAUGCCUGCGACCAGCCGGGGGAGGCCGUGCUGUGUAUCCUCAGCUACGACACGCUGCAGUACUGCGACUUCCUGGGCUCUGUGGUGUCCAUCUGGGUCACCAUCCUGUGCAUGGCGCGACUGAAGGCUGUCCUGAAAUACGUCCUGUUUCUCCUGGGCACACUAGUCAUUGCCAUGUCCCUGCAGCUGGACCGCAGGGGCGCCUGGAACAUGUUGGGGCCCUGCCUUUUUGCCCUCGUGGUCAUGGUCUCCAUGUGGGUGUACCGCUGCGGGCGCCGGCACCACUGCUACCCCACGUCUUGGCAGCGCUGGGCCUUCUACCUACUGCCGGGCAUCGCCAUGGCCUCCAUGGCCAUGGCCAUCUACACCUUCAUGAUGACCAGUGACAACUACUACUACACCCAUAGCCUCUGGCACAUGCUGGUAGCCGGGAGCGCAGCCUUCCUGCUGCCGCCAUGUGCUGAGCACAGUGAGUGCUGGGCCUGCACUCAGGUGUUCCCCUGCCACUACCAGACCUGCAGGAAUGACCGCGAGGAGCUGUAUGCCGUGACGUGA
This is a messenger RNA of Orycteropus afer afer, 2370 nucleotides long. RefSeq names its product post-glycosylphosphatidylinositol attachment to proteins 6 (gene PGAP6). Gene Ontology annotation, cellular component: plasma membrane. The record is from RefSeq and is a predicted model, not a curated record. NCBI's taxonomy places the organism in Eukaryota, Metazoa, Chordata, Mammalia, Tubulidentata, Orycteropodidae.